Messenger RNA from Protopolystoma xenopodis, 276 nucleotides. Lineage: Eukaryota; Metazoa; Platyhelminthes; Monogenea; Polystomatidea; Polystomatidae. The record is from the annotation of a GenBank genome assembly.
AACAACCCCAUUGAAGAGCCGAUACAUAUCCUUAACAUUGCGCUCAAGCAACAAACCGGUGCCGUAGCUCGUUCAUCAGAGGAUACGCUCAUGCGUUCAACUUAUAGUCAUCAGACCCUUCCAGCAGGUGUGAGCUGUCAGCUGAAUACGAAGGACACCGCUCGAGCUGAAGUGGACUGUCUUGAGUCCUUCUGCACACGACACGCAGAGCAAUUGCGCGCGGCUGGUAUUCGCCGAGUCACUUUCUUGAUAAUUAAACCUGUAAUUCUUUUGUAA